This is a messenger RNA of Plectropomus leopardus (leopard coralgrouper), 2308 nucleotides long. RefSeq names its product sirtuin 1 (gene sirt1). The record is from RefSeq and is a predicted model, not a curated record. NCBI's taxonomy places the organism in Eukaryota, Metazoa, Chordata, Actinopteri, Perciformes, Serranidae. Gene Ontology annotation, cellular component: nucleus; nucleoplasm; rDNA heterochromatin. Gene Ontology annotation, molecular function: histone deacetylase activity, NAD-dependent; transcription corepressor activity; NAD+ binding. Gene Ontology annotation, biological process: negative regulation of DNA-templated transcription.
UUUUGUUAUGGUUUUACGUCAUCGACGUAAAAAGGGGACGUUCCAGCCGUGACUACUGGUGGAGAAUGCGUCACGUGCGCUAUGCAAAUGAGACAGCUGUCCGCGAGGAAGGAUCUGCUCAGCGGCUCUGCGGGCUGAAGAUGGCGGACGAAGAGACUCGUCUCGGAACGGCCUUUUCAGGCGCCUCCGAUAUGGAAGAACCUGCCGCGAAAAAGUCGAAAAUCAGUCCGGUGACUAACCACGGAUUUAAAGUCGCUAAAGCAGACCAAUUCUCACGCGCCUCCGGGGAUACGGGGAGCUGGGAGGCGGCGGUGGAUUGUGCGCAGCCAGCGGAGAAGGAAGCGAAGCCGGUGAUGGCGGUAGAGCAGGCCCCAGCAGCGCCAGGCGGAGACAACAAUGGACUGAGACUGCUGGUUUCCGAGUCGCACAAACCAGUAGUGAAACCAGACGACAGCGCUGUAUUAGGGACAACUGAGGAGGCUGCUGAUUUCCUUGGACAUGGUGAUCUCCCCUCCAACGGUAUGGCUGUCACGCCGGAGCACAUCAACGAGGACGAUGACAGAUCAUCACAUGCCAGCUCCAGCGACUGGGCACCUCGACCCCAAAUAGGUUCCUACAGUUUCAUCCAGCAACACAUCAGAGAGACCGAUCCGAGGACCAUUCUGAGGGAUUUGCUGCCUGAGACUGUCCUCCCACCAGAUUUAGACGACAUGACAUUGUGGCAGAUCAUCAUCAACAUCUCAGAGCCUCCUAAAAGAAAGAAGCGGAAGGAUAUUAACACCUUAGAAGAUGUGGUCAGAUUACUCCAUGAAAGUAAAAGGAUCCUUGUGCUGACUGGUGCUGGGGUGUCUGUUUCCUGUGGAAUACCAGACUUUCGCUCCAGAGAUGGAAUUUAUGCACGGCUUGCUGUAGAUUUCCCUGAUCUUCCGGACCCUCAAGCUAUGUUUGACAUUGAGUACUUCAGACGGGACCCAAGACCCUUUUUCAAGUUUGCUAAGGAGAUCUACCCUGGUCAGUUUCAGCCUUCGCCCUGUCACAAAUUCAUAUCUAUGCUGGAUAAGCAGGGGAAGCUGCUGCGCAAUUACACACAAAACAUUGACACGUUAGAACAAGUGGCUGGAGUACAGCGGAUUAUCCAGUGUCAUGGGUCGUUUGCAACUGCAUCCUGUCUCGUCUGUAAAUACAAAGUGGAUUGUGAAGCUGUAAGGGAAGACAUCUUUAACCAGGUUGUCCCUCGUUGUCGACGGUGUCCAGAUAUUCCCCUGGCAAUCAUGAAACCUGACAUAGUCUUCUUUGGAGAGAAUCUUCCAGAAAUGUUCCACAGAGCCAUGAAGCAGGAUAAAGACGAAGUGGACCUCUUGAUUGUCAUCGGCUCCUCGCUUAAAGUCCGACCAGUUGCCCUCAUCCCAAACUCCAUUCCUCAUGAAGUGCCUCAGGUCCUGAUCAACAGGGAGCAGCUGCCUCACCUCAACUUUGACGUGGAGCUACUUGGGGACUGUGAUGUCAUUGUCAACGAGCUCUGUCACCGGUUGGGUGGAGACUUUGAGCAGCUCUGCUACAACACUGUAAGACUCACUGAGAUCACAGAGAAACCCCCUCGGUUACCAGAACAGCCACCAAGUGAGGCCUUGACUGCUUCCGGCGAUGCAGCUCAGGAGGAGCAGAAGCAGCACAGUACAGACUCAGUAACUAAGCCUUCAGAGGAGACAGAACGUCCGAAUGUCACAGACACAGCUGGUAAUAAUGUUACACCUCCAGAGCCUUGUCCAAAUGCCCAGUGUCCCAGUGAGGGGACGGCUGAGCCUUCUGAGUUACCAGCAGAAGACGCACCAAAAGAGGAGACAGCUGAAGUAAAGAGCCAAACCUCCAAUCUUGAAUUUCGUAGACGAUGCUGGAUGAGUCGAAUCAACAGAAGUCCAAUCAGCAAACGACUUGAGACGGGCCAGUACCUCUUUCAAACACCAAAUCACUAUAUCUUCCACGGCGCUGAAGUUUACUCUGACUCUGAAGACGAGAUGUCAAGCUCCUGUGGGAGUGACAGCGACGAGUCUGAAUGCAGCGCAGAUGGGGUGGAAGAAGACAGCGAGCCCGAGGACGCCGACACACUUGCAGCAGAUGGAGAGACAUGCCUCAGAGACACAACACAACUCACUUUAGCCAACGAGGCCUCGUCGAGUGCGCAGACAAACAAUACUAAUGAAAAGACUCCGAGCACCACACACCUUUAAAUGUAAAGAACUGGGUCGACAAAGCACUAACUGUCUUUUUAUAUAUAUAUAUAUAUGUAUAUAUAUAUAUAUAUAUAUAC